CUGCUCUCUUCUUUACCCGUUAUAACAAUUGAAUUAUAUCCCUUUAAUUUAAAGUUCUACUUUUCCUGUCUCAUCAUCUUUAAAUACAUAAAAGUAGAGUCUCUUUUGAGUUUUCUAUUGCAGAACAGACAAUGAAGAUAAAAUUUCGUCCAGUAUUGAGAAAAUAUUUUGCAUGGAACGAGGCCCAAAGAAGUAAACCAGCCCACAUGGAAAUGGACCUCCGAGAGGAAUAUGCACAUGCCUUUAGAACCGAAUCAUAUACUGAUUUCUGGACACGUGUCCUUGCUUUAGCCGAAAAUAUUUCUUCCCCAACCAAAAUUGUUGGCUCCACUUCAGCGGCUCGGCUUCCCUCUUACCGCCUUUUCGUGGAGCAUCUUUUGGAUCCGGAUCAACCCACAGUCACUCGGAUUCUGGGUUUGAUCCAUACUCAUCGAGAAACUCACUCUAUUCUAUCUGAAUAUUUCUCGCAAACUGCAGAAGCUUCUCUACUUUGUAGUCUAUUGUUAAAAGAUGUGCAACGUACACGCUCUAGAUAUAAGUCACUUAAGUCCGCCCUAGACUCCCUCCAAAAAACACCAUAUUCACCUAAAAGCCACAUGCCCAAGAUCAUGACUCGAUUAACUAAAUUCUGCAACUCCCUUAACCCAUUAGUUUCAUCUACAUCUUCUCCGCUUCGAUUUAAGACCGUUCAAGCUAGCUGCUCCAAAUUACUAAAAAGCAUUGAGCUUAGGCGCAACAAAACCAACGCAAAACUUCAAUUAAUAAAAAAAUUCCAACGAAGCUCAGUCGUAUUUGUCAUGGCUUUGACAAUCUCGCUAACCGUGAUUGUAGCGACUCAUGCACUAGCCCUAAUAGUUGCGGCGCCAACACUAAUGAUAGGCUCGUUCCAGCUAAUGUCGACUAAAAAGCUAGCUCGUUCGUCGGCUCAACUGGACAUAGCCGCUAAAGGUACAUACAUCCUGAUUAGAGACUUGGACACUAUAAGCCGGCUAGUGGGUCGGCUAAAUGAUGAGUUAGAAGACUUGCAAGCCAUAAUUCGAUUCUGGCUGGUGAGAGGCGGAGACCCGGUUCAGCUUCAGCUACAAGCCAGUGGAGAAGUGGCGCGCCAGUUGAAAAAGAAUUAUGCAAACUUUGUGGAGCAAUUGGAUGAAUUAGAAGAACAUUUGUACUUGUGCUUCAUGACUAUCAAUAGGGCCAGAAACCUUGUCAUUACAGAAAUUAUGAAUUGUAGUCCAUAUUUGUUACCCAAAUUAAAGAAUAGUGAUGGGAAUUGAAAUAAUUAUUUAAUUU
Capsicum annuum is the source of this 1290-nucleotide messenger RNA. RefSeq names its product UPF0496 protein At3g49070-like. NCBI's taxonomy places the organism in Eukaryota, Viridiplantae, Streptophyta, Magnoliopsida, Solanales, Solanaceae. The coding region runs from base 132 to 1274 and encodes 380 amino acids. The record is from RefSeq and is a predicted model, not a curated record. The transcript has 2 exons.